Messenger RNA from Pestalotiopsis fici W106-1, 1164 nucleotides. RefSeq lists its product as uncharacterized. Gene Ontology annotation, cellular component: U2-type spliceosomal complex; U2 snRNP. Bases 1 to 1164 code for a protein of 387 amino acids. Gene Ontology annotation, molecular function: RNA binding. The record is from RefSeq and is a predicted model, not a curated record. The transcript has a single exon. NCBI's taxonomy places the organism in Eukaryota, Fungi, Ascomycota, Sordariomycetes, Amphisphaeriales, Sporocadaceae. Gene Ontology annotation, biological process: mRNA splicing, via spliceosome.
AUGGCAGCACCCAGUCUCUCCUUCCCGGUGAACCCGGACGACUUCGAGUCGGACGAUCGAAUUUCCUUUUCCAAGCUCGACAACAAGCACAUUGCCGUGCAAGAUGAUGGCACAGAGUUCGAGUUUGACACACAGCUGAAGCGCUGGAUUCCCGCGCUCACCGAGGAGGAAAUCGAAGCGCAGCAACGCAUGUAUGGCGGGACGCCAGAGGACCAAGCAGAGGCCAGCGACAACAAUAACAACAAGCGCAAACGCAAAGAGGAGGCAGCGGCGGCACGCAAGAAGCAACGGGCACCGCCACAGCCCCGACAAAACACGGCCGUCUACGUCACAGGCCUGCCGCCCGAUGCGACCGUCGAUGAGGUGCACGACGUCUUUAGUCGCAAGUGCGGCGUCGUUGCCGAGGAAAUUGACAGUGGCCGGCCGCGCAUCAAGAUGUACACGGACGCGGCCGGCAAGUUCAAGGGCGACGCUCUCGUCGUCUUCUUCAAGCCCCAAAGCGUCGAGAUGGCCAUUAUGCUGCUCGAUGAUACCCAUUUCAGGUAUAGCGCCAGCGGCCUCCCGUCCGGUAAGAUGAGGGUACAGGCCGCCGACAGCAGCUACAAGAAGACACAGUACGAGACGACAGAGGGGAACUCAGGCGGAGCUCAGAACGGCGGCAACGGUGCUAGCGCAACAAACAGUGCAAACGGAAGCGGGGCAGCGACGCCAAAUACAAAUGCAAGGGACCGCAGGGAGCGCGAGCAGGAAAAGCAAAAAAUCAUCAAGAGGACACAAAAGCUGGAUGCCAAGCUGGCGGACUGGGACGAUGACGAGCCAUAUGGGGCACAGCUGGAGACGAACGUGCGCAAGGACAAGGUCGUCGUGCUGAGGCACAUGUUUACGCUCAAGGAGCUCGAGGAGGACCCGGCAGCGCUGCUCGAUAUCAAGGACGAUAUUCGCGAGGAGUGCGAGAAGCUCGGCGUCGUCACGAGUGUCACGCUAUACGACCUCGAGGUGGACGGUAUCGUGAGCGUCAAGUUUCAGACCCCCCAGGCUGCCGAGGCCUGCGUCGAGCUCAUGGAUGGCCGCGCCUUUGAUGGCAGAGUGGUCCGGGCCACAUUUGCCAACGGCAGGGAGAAGUUCAGAAAAUCAGGCAAGGACGAGGGCGAAGAGGCAGUAUGA